Messenger RNA from Abrus precatorius (Indian licorice), 627 nucleotides. RefSeq names its product extensin-3-like. Lineage: Eukaryota; Viridiplantae; Streptophyta; Magnoliopsida; Fabales; Fabaceae. Bases 1 to 627 code for a protein of 208 amino acids. The transcript has a single exon. The record is from RefSeq and is a predicted model, not a curated record.
AUGGGGUCUCUGGUAGCCUCAGCUUCGGUUGCUCUUGUAUUGGCCAUAAUCUUUCUAAGUUUCCCAUCUGAAAUAUCAGCAAACCACUACGGCUAUUCAUCUCCCCCCCCGCCGGUGAAGCCUUACCACUACCCAUCGCCACCACCACCGCCCUACAAGAAGCCAUACAAAUACCACUCUCCACCCCCACCAGUUCACUACACUCCUCACCCAGUCUACCACUCUCCUCCACCCCCAGAGCACAAGUACCCAUACCCACACCCUCACCCUCACCCUCACCCACACCCCCACCCCCACCCCCACCCCUAUCCCCACCCAGUGUACCACUCCCCACCACCACCACCACCCCCAAAGAAGCCAUACAAAUACCCAUCUCCACCACCACCAGUGCACAAGUACCCUUCUCCUUCCCCUUACCCUCACCCAGUUUACCACUCUCCUCCACCACCACCUUACAAGAAGCCUUAUGCCUACCACUCACCUCCUCCUCCAGUUCACUCUCCUCCUCCUCCACAUUACUACUACAAAUCUCCUCCACCACCACCUUACAAGAAGCCUUAUGCCUACCACUCUCCUCCUCCUCCACAUUACUACUACAAAUCUCCUCCACCCCCACCUUACCACUAG